ACGUACGGACAAGGAUGGUUUAAUAAAUUAAGAGACAAUGGUGCUCACUAGUCACUAUAGCUAUAAAUCAAGCACAUCACUCAGUCGGUUGCAUUGUCUCAAAACCUGAAUAUUCGGAGAACUAUAAUCCCAGUAACUUCAAAAUGUAUCCUCUGAAUCUCAGAGAGAUGCCCACAACAGCAUCGUCCUUGUUCUCCGCCUAUGCUUCCUUCACUGCACUCAUCAUGUUGGUCAAGUCCAUGGCGGACCAACUCAUGUCACUCAUCCCUCCUCCACUCCGCUCAUACUUGUCCUCAAUCCUCCACCACUUCUAUGCCCCUCGCUCCGCUGACCUCACUCUCAUCGUGGACGAGAAGUGUGGUCAUAUGAUAAACCAAGUCUAUGAAGCCGUGGAGGUCUACCUCAAGACCAAGAUCAGUCCACUCAACGAGCGUCUGCGAGUGAGCAGAACACCCGGACAGAAAACUCUCAGCAUUACCAUCGACAGAAACGAAGAGAUCAUCGACUACUUCGACAACAUCACACUAAAGUGGCGUUAUGUGUGCACUGAAGCAAAAAAAGGUGGGGGUGGACCGGGUGGUGACAAGGAAAAGCGCAAGUUUGAGCUUACUUUCAACAAGAAACACAAGGUCGAGGUGAUAGACUCGUACCUACACAAUGUGUUGGAUCGGGCUGAUGCACUUAGACAAGAGGAAAAGGUCCUCAAGCUUGCUUCCCAAAAUUCGGGUAGUUCCAUAGAUCUCCAGCACCCUUCAACUUUUGACACACUGGCUAUGGACCCCAAGCUCAAGAGAAUGAUUAUCGAGGAUUUGGACAGGUUCUUGAGGAGGAAGGAGUUUUACAAGAAGGUUGGCAAGGCUUGGAAAAGAGGUUACUUGUUGUAUGGUCCACCUGGUACUGGAAAAUCAAGCUUGAUUGCAGCCAUGGCUAAUUAUCUCAAGUUUGAUGUCCAUGAUUUGGACCUCAGUAGAAUUUUCAACAACAGUGAAUUGAGGAGGAUUCUGCUGUCUUCUUCAAAUCGUUCUAUUUUGGUCAUUGAGGACAUUGAUUGCAGCGUGCAAAUAGAGAACCGGAAAGAGGAGAAAAGUCGACAAUCUAAUACCAAUCAGUUUACUCUCUCGGGCCUACUGAACUUCAUAGAUGGUCUGUGGUCAAGCAGCGGUGAUGGGAGAAUCAUUGUGUUCACCACCAACCAUAAGGACAAACUAGACCCUGCAUUGUUGCGUCCCGGUCGAAUGGAUGUGCACAUUCACAUGUCGCAUUGCACUGCGAGCGGGUUCAGAAUCUUGGCCUCUAACUACCUCGGCAUUCAAGAAAGCAACCCUCAUAACCUUUGCGGAGAAAUUGAAGGCUUAAUAGAGAGCACUGAGGUAACCCCUGCAGAGGUUGCUGAGGAGCUCUUGAAGAGUGAUGAUGCUGAUGUUGUUCUUGAAGGACUUGUUGAUUUCCUGAAAAGAAAGAAGGAAGAGAACAAUAAAAUUGGUGAUGAAGGAACUCAAGUACACGUUGAUAAGUCAUGCCCAUUGACCAUGACUCAUCACACUUAGCUGAAAUAGGAUUACUCAUUGGGACUCAUCACAGCAAAGCAUGAGAUUUCUCUCAUUUUCAAAAAAAAAAAAAAGCAUGAGAUUUCUUUAGAUAAGUCAUGGUCUUAGGGAUAAUCCAAUUCUGAUAAAGGUUUAAUUAAUUCAUUUGGCUGGCCAUGCACUGUGCCCAAGUAUACUUGGUGGCCAAGUUUGGUGAUUCUAGUCAUUCUACAAGUGUAGGUUGUUAUUGCCAAGUGACAAGUAUACAAAAAUUUUCAGUACUCAACUUAAUUAUAAUUAUGAGAUGAGAAUGUGACAAUUAAAGAAUAAAAAUAGGACGAUUUUAGAUCAUAUUUAUUUUUUUGUAAGGUUUUGAC
Molecule: messenger RNA, 1903 nt
Organism: Rosa chinensis
Lineage: Eukaryota; Viridiplantae; Streptophyta; Magnoliopsida; Rosales; Rosaceae
Product: AAA-ATPase At2g18193
Exons: 2
Coding region: 144-1547 (467 amino acids)
Molecular function (GO): ATP binding; ATP hydrolysis activity
Source: RefSeq, a predicted model, not a curated record